AUGCGUUGUGAUAUUUGUGGGAAAAUAUUUUCAAGAGCCAGCAACCUUAACUUACACGUGAAAGAACAAAAUGCAUCUGACCUUGAGUGUUUAAGUGUAACUUUUGCCGGAGGACAUUUACCAGAAUCUAUAAAUUACGGAGACACUACAGACUUUUACAAACUAGAUGGGACCACAUUGAGUGGAGCCAUGGAUCGGAAACGAUAUUCAGUGAAAAGACAAAUUUACGAAGAGGCUAAGAAACCUGUGUGCGUUUUAAGCGAACAGUACGAAAACAUUUCCUCCGACGAAGAAUUUACGACAGAGAAUGAAAAGAGAUGA
Messenger RNA from Saccostrea cuccullata (small rock oyster), 321 nucleotides. RefSeq lists its product as uncharacterized. The coding region runs from base 1 to 321 and encodes 106 amino acids. The transcript has a single exon. The record is from RefSeq and is a predicted model, not a curated record. NCBI's taxonomy places the organism in Eukaryota, Metazoa, Mollusca, Bivalvia, Ostreida, Ostreidae.